AUGUUGCGUUUACUUGCAGCUCAACUUGAGGCUGCCGCCUUGCUGCUGCUACACCUGCGAGACGAUGCUCUGAAGCGGCAACUGGAAGAUGACCGUGAGUUGCAGAAGUGGCUGAAAGAGCUGUUGCUGCGGCUUCAGACUGCGUAUGAGUGUCAUUCCACCGAGACAUAUCCCCUCCCGCAGACGACGCAAAAGUAUGGCGAAUUCAAUCUACACACCACCCGUUGCUCAUGGAAAGGUCCCUCCAUAACCAUCGCAGAUUAUAUGCGCCCCUCUUUGCAGGGCAGUUUCUCAUUUGCUUGUUUUAUCCACAUGUUGGACAGGCUUUUACUACGGGUCUUUCUGCGGCUGUCGAGGCUGCAAGUGGCCGAGCAGCAACUGCAGCAACUGCUCUCCUUGCCAUGUUCGGCCUGCCUGGAUGUUUGUUUAUGCUGGGAAGCAGCAGAUCCGGCGUUAUGCUAUGAAGUGGCUGCUACUCUGCUGACCUCGUUGAAGCCCACAAAGCGACAACGGCUUGUGGCGGAACUCAGAGAGUCUGUACUCUGCGCGAUUGAGGCUUCCAGAAGGUCCUUAGAAGCCCUAAGCCGGCGGCCGGAUUGUCCGUUGGUGUAUUCGCCGUUGUCGACAGUAGGAGGACACAGUGCUUUGUCAUCUUGGCAGGAGGCUGCAGCUGCUACUCUGCAACCUUUAAUAGAGGCCCUCGCGACUUUACGUGUAGCGACCUGCUGCCUGCCGCUAUCAUUUGCACUGGAGUUGUGGGACAGAGGGCAAAAGCAGGAUUGUUCACUACCCUCCGUGGAGGCAGUGCUGAAGUCCUUCAGAGAGCCGGAGGCCCCGACACCUGCACAGAGUCCUUUUUCGGCUCCCCUUAGAGCCAUCUGCGCAGCACUUACGCGCCCCCCUUGGUUUUCACGAUCGUCACCUCUCUUGCCUCCAAGCCUUCAGCAGGCCGCCGUCCGCGGUCGGACCUUGGCUUGUUGCUGUUUAGUGGGAGACGCAGCAGCCCAGAGCAGGGACGUUCGGGAGGAGCUAAGAGCUGGAGGCAACAGGAGACCUAGUAGGCGCCUGCAGCAGAGGGCAGAGGAAUUGUUGCAAGAUUGGGGUGCCUCACUCCUUCAGUUGUUUGAGGGUUGUUCGGCGGACGGCGGCGCUACACAAUGCAUUGUUGGCGACUUGGAGGUUAGCGGCAUUCGCUGUUUGCUGCAGCAGUGGCGCCUGGCCGAUGUGUUUGCGGAGCUUGAAAUUAUGUUGUCUCACAGAGAUGAAGAUCAGAUAGAUUACAUCGACACCAUUUUGUCUACUUCCAAGACUGGUGAAGAUGAAACGAUGGAACAGCCUACUGCUCCCCUUGAGAUGAAGACUUCGUUGGCUCUGACUUCAGCAGAUGCCACGACUGUACGGCAACUGCAGGAGAUGCUCCCUGGUCAUGGGCCAGGAUAUUUGUAUUUGGCCCUCCGCGAGUUAGAAGGAAAUGCAGAGGAGGUUGUCUCUCUUUUGAUGGAAAAUAUGAAACCUGCGAACCUGCGAGACGUCCCACUUCAGGCGACUCUUCAAGAUGCGGCGGACUUCAUAGACCAGGAGAAACAGGGGGCAGUUCCGGAGCUAAGCAAGAUGCCGCAGAGCGCCGACAUACAGCGUCAGGUUCUUGCUCUUGCCGAGCGGGCGGCUGCUGAGGAUCUAGAAGGCAGCGAAGAUACGAACAGUUUGCUAUACGAUGAUGAUGCUGACGAAGAGCUUCUACAGGAGACUGCGGCCGCCCGGUGGAGCCCUGAAGAAUCUGAAGCAGAGGAGAGUUCGUCAUCUAACGAAACUGAACAGGAGGACAAGAACGCUGGACAUCCGCUUCGCAGCGGUAGUCGCAUGCCAGUCAGAGGCGGCACACUGGCGGCUCGGCGCAAGGAAACCAACAAAGCUUCCAUAGGCAACCAUUCCCGGCGAAACCAGCGGCGUCGCAAGAUUGAGCGAUGCAUGGGCCCGUGA
Eimeria mitis is the source of this 1980-nucleotide messenger RNA. RefSeq lists its product as uncharacterized. The transcript has 11 exons. NCBI's taxonomy places the organism in Eukaryota, Apicomplexa, Conoidasida, Eucoccidiorida, Eimeriidae. Gene Ontology annotation, molecular function: protein binding. Bases 1 to 1980 code for a protein of 659 amino acids. The record is from RefSeq and is a predicted model, not a curated record.